This is a messenger RNA of Drosophila guanche, 3668 nucleotides long. RefSeq names its product glycogen-binding subunit 76A (gene Gbs-76A). Gene Ontology annotation, biological process: regulation of glycogen biosynthetic process. The coding region runs from base 1248 to 3251 and encodes 667 amino acids. The record is from RefSeq and is a predicted model, not a curated record. Gene Ontology annotation, cellular component: protein phosphatase type 1 complex. Lineage: Eukaryota; Metazoa; Arthropoda; Insecta; Diptera; Drosophilidae. The transcript is spliced from 3 exons. Gene Ontology annotation, molecular function: glycogen binding; protein phosphatase 1 binding.
ACAGGACGGCCAAACGGGCGAUCCAAAACGAGAUUCAAGUCAAGGCAAAGCCACUUGAAGCUAAAACUAGAUAUUCGACAAGUAAAUGUAUCUUUGAGAUACAACGAUAUAAAAAUUAAUAAACACAAAUAAUAACUAAAUCGCAGCGUCUCUCGCUCUCUCCCUGUUGGCCGUUUUUGCACAAGAAAGAGCAGUCGCAGAAACCCGAAAUAAUAAGCAAAAUAAUUCUCAAAAAAUCUUUGGUAUCUGUGUAUCGGAGAACAAGAAAGAAAAAAAAGAGGCAGCCGCAACGUUCGCCAUGCGGCUGUCGGCUGUCGACGCUCUGCUCUCGCCUCUCGGCCGCCAGUGGGCGAAAGACGCAACUGCUGCGACCUUGCAAUGCCCUUGAAUGACACUCUUAUUGCGACCAAGUCGCCAAUGUUGCCACUACAACGGGCGCUGCUGCCACGGCUGCCACUCAGCGCUGGCACAAAAUCAUAAUAAAAUAAAAAUCUACAAAAAAUACAAAUAAAACGGAUUCCAAAACAAAACAAAAAUAAACUAAAGAAAACCGUGAAACUUUACAAAAUAUUAUCCGAUUUAUGUGUGCAGCCCGAGUGGAGUUUUGUAGUUGUAGUAGGAGCCGCCCGACCAUUCUCAGAGAACCCUCAAAUCAAAACACAAGCCGAAUCGUUAUCAAACCAAAGCCUUAACCCAAAUCAAAAAACUUUUGAAUGGAACGUGAGUGAAAAUACAAAAUUAAAAUAAAUUAAAUAACCCCAAUGUAAUAAUAAUUUAACACAGAAAUAAAUGAAAUAAAACAUAUCUCAAGAAAAUACAAAAAUUCCAUUCAAGGAAAGUGUUAUCUAAGCAACUAGCGCCCUCUGUUGGCCCCCCAAAACACAAAAGUGAAGGUGUAUAUGUAUGUGUGUGUGAAAGUGAGUGAAAGUGAAAGUUCACGACUGGCGGAGUCCUUCUUUAACCUUUCUAUCCCACAUAUUUGGACGACUACAUAACGACAACCAGGCACGCAAUACCUAAAAGGCCCGCUUCCACAUAUAUACAUAGAAUGCUAUAUAGAAAAAAAUCGGUAUAUGUAGGCGAUAUUUAUGCGACAACUUUUGACAACUAAUUCUUUUUAUUGCCUACGCCUCUGCGAGUGCCAGCAGAACAGAACGUUGGCAAAGGCCAAAAAGGGAACGCCUUGGAAUUAUAUUAAAACUACAGAUAUUCCGGUGAUCCGUUGCAAUACACCCGACUUGACGUAAAUGAACGAUCCCGGCGAUAUACCAUUGACACACUCAAGCACGCCUGACAGCAGGCAGCCCUGCAGCAUUAUCUCAAUCAUACCAACUAUAGGGAUGUCCUCAUGCCGUGGCCGGGCCGAGGCAUUCGCACGGAGUUUGUCCUCCAAGCUGCGUACCUUGGGAUCACAGGCAAACGAAGAGGGCGUUGAGAAUCCCGAGGAUGAGCCCAUCAUCAAUGGCACCAACACGAACACCUGGGUGAAUGCUCACGACUCUGAACAGACUGUGACCGAUCUGCAGCCGCUGCGCCACGAGUCCGAUUCGUUCUUCGACUUUGACUGUGAGCUGGAGUCACCUGGUAGUCCGGUGGAUGAGUGCGAGUACCUGCGUCUGAUUGAAACCGCCUCGAAUACGCCACACAACUCGACGGCCGAGUCGGGCUACGCGUGCGCCUCCGCUGCCAGCAGUCACAGCAGCAGCGCCGCCGAUGGACCCUACUUCGAUGCCACAUCAGCGUCCAAUUCGGUCGCUGGUUCAGUGAUACCGGACCAGAUCCUGGUCACGGUAAAGACUUCACAGCCCCAGGCAACAGAGCUGAGCAAGCUGCCUGUCGCCGUCGAGUUUCCGGACUCUGUGAAUGCAUUGCCAAUGAAUGGGGGACACGAGCUGACAAACGGUCAGCAGCAGGAGCAGAAGGAAGAGGUGCAGCCUGUGGUGGUGGAGCAGCAGCAGCAGGAGACACAAAAGGACACAGCUGACCAGAAAACUGAACAGCUGUUUGUGGAUGUGAUCGAUCAGGAGGAUGAGGCGCUCCUACAAGCACAAAUACUCAGCGAACUGCUGCAACAGAGCGACAGCUACAAGGAUGGUGCCAGCAUUGUGGCACUGGCGCCACAAGAAGAGCCCAGCACUCUCACCAAUGGUCACGUGGGCGCCGAGGAGCAGCUUGAACUGAAAGCAGAACCCCUCGAGGUGUCUGCCCGAGAGACCACACCCGACACAAUCUUAGACGAGAGGGUCUACGAUGUGCCGACACCCGACAGAACUUUGGAUACCUCCGCAUCGCCGGAAAGGGAUGAUGCCGUGGCGGACACCUCCCCCGACAGCGGUGUCGAUGAGACAGACAAAUCGGUGACAGCCGACACCACAGACAGCAAUCUCACAGUGGAUGUGGAGCUGGCACAGCUGGAGAAGGCCAAGCAGGAUGCCGCCGAGGCGGCAGAGGCGGCAGAGAAGAAGAGCACCCACAGCAUCGACACAACAGACGACGAGGACGAUUGCCGGCCACAGAGGGUGAGGCGUUGCUCCUCGCUGAAGACGGGCAAGACGCCACCGGGCACGCCCGGACGCAAGAAGAUUGUGAGAUUCGCCGAUGUGCUGGGCCUGGAUCUGGCUGAUGUGAAGACCUUCCUGGACGAGAUACCCACAAUACCGAAGUCAGCGUUCGAGGAUCUGGAGAUACUCGAGUCGGAGCCACCGAUGCAGAUGGGGCCCAAGUCGGACAAGCUGCUGAUGCCGCUGUUCCAGCAGCCGGGCGGCCUGCCCACAUUCCUCGAUGCGGUCAGGGAGAAGCAGGUCUCGCUGGAGAAUGCCGCCGUCUCGGACAACAUCAACCAGACGAUAUCCGGCUCGGUGCGCGUGCGUAAUCUCGACUUCCACAAGUCCGUGCACAUUCGCUACUCGCUGGAUGGGUGGCGCAGCUAUGCGGAUCUGCAGGCCAACUAUGUGGAGAACUCCUGCGACGGCUUCUCGGACAAGUUCACCUUUGUGCUGUUUGGCAAUUCGCUGCAUGUGGGCCAGCGGCUGGAGUUUGCCGUGCGCUUCCAGUGCAAGGGUCAACAGUUCUGGGACAGCAACUACGGGGCCAACUACUGCUUCCAAUGUUUGCCAAGCUCGACGCAUGCCACCAACGCAUCGCCGGCGUCCGUGGCGACUGGCGCCGUGACCACGCAGCAUCACAGCACGAGCAUGGUCGGCAUGCUAAGCCCCACGGCGGGCGAUGCCUGGUGCAGCUCCUUCUACUAAGCGUUGUAGGGCGCGGCUCGGCAGACAAUCCAGAGCUGUGGGAGGCUCCCGUGGAGGCAGUAGUAUGCAAUCCCCGCCCAACUAACCAUGAACCACGAACCUCAAACCUCAAACCUCGAACCAAACCCUAAAACCCCCAAAGUCGCUGCGACAAUGCCUGGAAUGUAUGCCAUAUUCCUGCGCCUUGACGUGGCGUGUGCCAGAUGAUAUACACACACAACCACAGAGAGACAACACUUCAGAUGAUCGGCCAGUUGGAUCAGAGAUCAAAUCAGUCCUCCCCCCCAGUCCCCCACCCCUGCAGGAAACAGAAAUUGUUUAUAUUUUUAUAGCGAGAAAUAAAGUGCAGGAUGAGGAGCAGGAGCAGCCAAAGGAGCUGGUGGAGCGUGGCAGAAUACAAGCCAGAGAGAGAGAGAG